AGCUGGGCUAGUUGCCCCAUAGAUGGGUUGGGUGCCCCAUAAAUGGUCUCUGUGCCCCAUAGCUGCGUUGGUUGCCCCAGAGAUGAAUUGGGGCACAGAUCCCCACAGCUGGGCUGGUUGCCCCAUAGAUGGAUUGGUUGCCCCACAGAUGGGUUGGUUGCCCCAUAGCUGGGUUGUUUGCCCCACAGCUGGGCUGGUAGCCCCAUAAAUGGAUUGGUUGCCCCAUAGAUGGUUGGUUGCCCCAUUGAUGGAUUGGGUGCCCCAUAGCUGGGCUGGUUGCCCCAUAGCUGGGCUAGUUGCCCAUAGGUGGGUUGAUAGCCCCAUAGAUGGGUUGGGUGCCCCAUAGAUGGUCUCUGUGCCCCAUAGAUGAGUUGGUUGCCCCAUAGCUGUGUUGGUUGCCCCACAGCUGGGCUGGUAGCCCCACAGCUGGGCUGGUAGCCCCAUCUCCAUCCGUGCCCCCGUUUCCCGCAGAGCUGCAGCAGCUGCGCUCGGCGCUGCCGGGAGCCGCGGUGCUGCAGCGCCUGCCGCAGUCCGGCGCCGUUUUGGUGCUGCCGCCGGCGGCGCCGCGCGACCUCCUGGAGCUCUACUUCGAGAACCGCCGCAGCGCCGGCGGCAAAGUGGGCGCCGUGAGGCUGCGCCGCGAUGGGGCCGCCGUCGUCACCUUCCGAGACCCACAGGUGGUGCCGCGGGUGCUGCGCCGGACGCAUCGGCUGCAGGACGUGGAGCUGCGUGUGGUGCCGUACUACCAGGCCCUGGAGAUGGAUGGCGCCGAUCCGGCACCGGGCGAUGGCACAGAUCCGGCACUGGGCGAUGGCACAGAUCCGGCACCGGGCGAUGGCACAGAUCCGGCACCAGGUGGUGUAGAUCCGUGGGAUCUGGCAGCCACCAACACCUCGCAGCUGAGUGCGGAGCUGCCGGCUGCGGACUCUCCGGUGAUGCCACCGUGGACGACCCUGGACCCCACGGUGACACCAAAAGGGACAAACCGAGACCCCGUGGUGGUGACACCAGGAGGGACCCUGAACCGCCCGGUGACACCAGGGAGGACCACCGAGGACCCCAUGGUGACACCAGGGAGGACCCAGAACCCCACGGUGACACCAGGGAGCACCCGUAACCUCAUGGCGACACCAAAGACGACAACCCGCGUCCCUCCGGCGACACCAAAGACGCCCCCCCAAGACCCCACGCCGACACCAGGUGUGACCACCCUGGACCCCAGCGCGGCGUCACCGUCACCAUCGCCGGCCCAGGAGCGCGUGGUGCUGCCGGAAGCGACGCUGCAAUUCCUGCGCCGCGCCGACGUCCGCGCUCAGCUGUCCGGCACCGCGCCGUACGCCGUGGUCGGCACCGCGGUGCUGCUGACGGCCCCCAGCCCCGCGGACGCCCGCCGUGCCGCGCGGCGCCUGCAGGACGCGCUGGGUGCCUUCGCCGUGGCGGUGCCGCCGCGGUGCCGCGUGCCGGGGCCGGGAUCGCCGUGCUGGCGGCGGCUGCGGUGCUGCGCGGUGCGGCGGAGCGCGGACGGGCGCUGGGUGCAGGGCCUGACCCUGCGCGGCAUGGAGGAGGAGAACCGGCGCCGCGUGUGGGACGCCGUGCGGGGGGAUGGCAGCAUGGAUCCCGGCGGGGUGGAUCCCGGUGGCGUAGAUCCUGGCGGGGUGGAUCCCAGCGGUGUGGAUCCCGGUGGUGAGCGGCAGCGCGGCGGGGAUGGCGGCGGGGAUCCCACGGUGGGUGCAGAUCCCGCUGUGCGGCCCAGCAGAGGACGCAGGGUGGAUCCCGACGGAGAUCCCAACUCGUGGCUCAACCUGGAACCCGACGGAGAGCCCGAUUCACAGCCCGUCCUGGAUCCCAGCGUGGAUCCCAACGGAGAUCCCAGUUCUUGGCCCAUCAUGGAACCCAGCGGAGAUCCCAACGGAGAUCCCAACUCAUGGCCCAUCAUGGAACCCAGCGUGGAUCCCAAUGGAGAUCCCAAUUCACGGCCCAUCAUGGAACCCAUCCUGGAUCCCAACAGAGAUCCCAAUUCACGGCCCAANGUGGAUCCCAACGGAGAUCCCAAUUCACGGCCCAGCGUGGAUCCCAGCAGAGAUCCCAAUCCAUGGCUCAUCGUGGAACCCAGCGCGGAUCCCAUGGUGGAUCCCAGCGCCGAUCGGCGGCCCAGCCCGGCCCCCUCCGCGGAUCCCGCAGCUCCCGGCGCGGCGCCGGCGGAGGCGGUGGUUCCGAUGGCCGCGGGCGCCCUGCGCUUCCUGCAGGAGCGGCGCCGGGCUCUGCUGGCCGCCGUCGGCGGCGUCUCCGUGCUGCCGCUGGGGGGAUCCGACGGCUGCGCCCUGCGGGUGAGCGCCGCGCGGGGCGGGCGGGGCGGGGCGGUGCUGCUCUGCUCGGUGCUGCUGUGUUUGGUGCCGCUCUGCUCGGCGCUGCUCCACUCGGUGCCGCUCCGCUCGGUACUGCUCUGUUUGGUGCUGCUCCGCUCGGCGCUGCUGGGUGCGGUGCUGCUCUGCUCGUGGUUCUGCUCUGUGCCGCUCCGCUCGGUGCUGCUCCGCUCGGCGCUGCUCUGCUCGGUGCGGUGCUGCUCCACUCGGUGCUGCUCCGCUCGGUGCCGCUCUGCUCGGCGCUGCUCCGCUUGGUGCUGA
Phasianus colchicus (ring-necked pheasant) is the source of this 2624-nucleotide messenger RNA. NCBI's taxonomy places the organism in Eukaryota, Metazoa, Chordata, Aves, Galliformes, Phasianidae. The record is from RefSeq and is a predicted model, not a curated record.